CCUCCAGUCGCCUCCGAGCCAGACACGCGAGAGGGUAGACCGCGGCGGCGAGGCCUCCUGCUGCGCCUAGGGUUUUCAUCCCCCCCGCCGCCGCCGCCGCCGCCGCCAGCCAGCCGGAUGGCCAUGGAGAGGGAGCUGAUGGAGACCUUCGAGGCCGCCAAGAAGGCGGCCGACGCGGCCGCCGAGGAGGCUGACGGCUCGCCCCCGGAGGCCCAGCGCUGCCUCGACGCCCUGCGCCGCCUCCGCGAGUUCCGCGUCAACACCGACGUCCUCGUCGCCACGCAGGUUGGCAAACGUCUUCGGUACCUGACGAAGCACCCUAACUCAGACAUACAGGCUAUGGCUGCAGACCUUUUUGGGUACUGGAAGAAGGUUGUUAUUGAAGAGACAGGAAAGAAAAAUGGCACACCAGCAAAUGGAAAAUCAGACAACUCUGCAGCUAAGGCUGAUAAACCUCAGCCCAUGAAGGUUGAAAAGAAUUCUGUGUCGGCAAAGGUCAAGAUUGAAAAGAAUUCUACGUCAGCAACUGUGAAGACUGAGAAGAGUUCUAUGUCGACAAGUGUGAAGAUUGAGAAAAAAGACGGUAGUAUCAAGGUUGAGAAGACUGAGAAUAAUGAUUCCAAAGUCCAAGUUAAGGUAGAGAAGGUUUCAAAGGAAGUUAGCAGAACACCUGAUACAAAGAAGCAGUCUUCUGUUCCAAAUGGUCCCCCAAAGCUGACAUCCCUUGUCAGAUGCAAUGAUGCUGCUCGAGAUAAAUACAGGGAACUUCUUGUUGAAGCCUUCGUCAAGGUUUCCAAGGAAACUAGCGAGGAUGACAGAGAGGAAAUAAGAGAUCUCCUGAACCAGGUAAAUGCAUGCGACCCAUAUAGAGUUGCUGUGACAGUGGAGUCGGCCUUGUUUGAGAGGAUCGGGCGUUCCACCGGGACCCACAAGGUGAAAUACAGGUCGAUACUGUUCAACCUGAAGGCGGACAACAACCCCGACUUCCGGCGGAGGGUCCUGCUGGGCGAGGUGAGGCCCGGGAGCCUGGUGGACAUGCCUGCGGACGAGAUGGCGAGCGAUGCCCGUAAGCUGGAGAACCAGCAGAUCAAGGAGAAGGCCCUGUUUGACUGCGAGCGUGCCUCGGCCCCCAAGGCGUCGACGGACCAGUUCAAGUGCGGGCGGUGCGGGCAGCGCAAGACGACCUACUACCAGCUGCAGACCCGGAGUGCCGACGAGCCGAUGACGACGUUUGUGACGUGCGUCAACUGCAACAACCACUGGAAGUUCUGCUGAAUGAUGCCGAUUCGCUGCAACUGCUAGCGUGUUUUUCCUGUUAGCGAUGCCGUUUCAGUCUUGACAGGUAGGUUGGCUCGGUUUUUCGUAUGCUUAGGAGCAGACUGUUUUCUUGUGUUGUUUUUUCUGUGUUUGGGAACCCUGAUUUGUUCAGAUUGUGUACUAGGUGACCGCAUAAAUGUUGUUGGAUGAAAUGAUGUUACCUGAUGUAAGUUUUAUGAAGAGAUUGUUCACUCA
Messenger RNA from Hordeum vulgare subsp. vulgare (domesticated barley), 1512 nucleotides. Its product is annotated as transcription elongation factor TFIIS. Gene Ontology annotation, cellular component: nucleus. The record is from RefSeq and is a predicted model, not a curated record. Lineage: Eukaryota; Viridiplantae; Streptophyta; Magnoliopsida; Poales; Poaceae. Gene Ontology annotation, molecular function: nucleic acid binding; zinc ion binding. The coding region runs from base 118 to 1275 and encodes 385 amino acids. Gene Ontology annotation, biological process: transcription elongation by RNA polymerase II; DNA-templated transcription. The transcript has 2 exons.